AUGGUCUACGGCCGGGGCCAGGCAUGGCGGACAGCGCUACGACAGUCACAACUCCGCGCAUAUACCACGACGAGAACGCCGUGUAGAGUAUGUCAGGCUCAGAUCUCUGCGAGGCCUGCAUCGGCCCAAGCACAGCAUAGAAUAGCGCAUUCUUAUCUUGGAACGUCUUUGCCGCUGUCACGAGACUUUUCGACUUCGCCAGCGAGGAGAAAAGAGAAGCCGCCUCCAUCGGAAGAUGGGGCCGAGUUGAAAGAGGAGAAGAAAGAGGAGUCUCCAGAGAAGGAUGAGCGGGUAGACGCAAAGAGCAAGACUUCAGAGCCAACACCUAUUCCUGGCGCGGAUGGCAAAGUAGCGAGUGCGGGCAGUGGUGGUAGUGGUAAGGCAGGCUCUGGGGAUGGCAGUGAUGGUGGCAAUCGGAAACGAAAGACUCCUGGCAAGGAGGUUGCGAAAUUGCAGAUACCCGAGGUCUAUCCUCAAGUCCUGGCCAUACCCAUCGCACAAAGGCCUCUGUUCCCUGGUUUCUACAAGGCCAUCACGAUUAGAGAUCCGAACGUUGUCGCGGCGGUUCAAGAACUGUUGAAGCGAGGCCAGAGCUAUGUGGGAGCAUUCUUGCUCAAGGACCAAGAGAGCAGCCAGGAUGUCAUCAACGAUCCCAGUGAGGUCUACGAUGUUGGAACUUUCUGUCAAGUGACUGGCGCAUUCCCAGCUGGUCAUGGUGAGGACAAGGCUCUGCAGGCUGUGCUAUAUCCCCAUCGACGAAUCAAGCUCAGCGAGUUGAUCCCUCCGAACCGUGGCCCGCCUGCUGCACCAGAGCCAUCGCAGGCUGCACAGGCGACGAUUGAGGGCGAGACCCCAGUGGAAGCAGCCCCUCAACCCCCACCGACGCCGCAACCGCAAGCACAAGCACCGCCAGCAGAGGGCGAGGAGAAGCCAGGCGAUGUAGUAGCCAGCUUUGAAGAGAAAGACUUGACAGCAGACAAGGAGCAACAAAAGAAUCUGUUCCAGCCUACAGACUUCCUCAGAUCAUGGCCAGUCAGCCUGGUGCAGGUGGAGAAUCUUGCAGAUGAGCCGUUCGACAAGCGCUCGCCGGUCAUCAAAGCUCUGAUCUCCGAGAUCGUGAAUACCUGCAAAGAGAUUGGCAACGUCAACCAUCUCUUCCGAGAUCAUGUCUCUGCCUUUGCGAUGUCGCAGUCUGCGGCAAAUAUCGCAGACGAACCCGCCAAACUUGCAGACUUCGCAGCAGCUGUAUCUGGAGGUGAGAUGGAGGAAGCUCAAAGUGUACUCGCUUCUUUGAACAUCGAGCAACGGCUGAGUAAAGCACUGGAAGUCAUUAAGAAGGAGCACAUGAACGCUCAGCUGAGCAGCAAGAUCUCGAAGGAUGUCGAGAGUAAGAUUCAGAAGCGUCAGCGAGAAUACUGGCUCAUGGAGCAGAUGAAGGGUAUUCGAAGAGAGCUUGGUCUGGAAAGCGACGGCAAAGACAAGCUGGUCGAGAAAUUCAAGGAGAAGGCGUCAAAGCUUGCAAUGCCUGAAGCUGUGAAGAAGGUCUUCGACGAGGAGCUCAACAAACUAGCCCACCUGGAGCCGGCCGCGAGCGAGUUCAAUGUGACGAGGAAUUACUUGGACUGGCUCACGCAAAUACCCUGGGGACAGCGAAGUGCAGAGAACUUUGGAAUCCAACACGCUAGGGACGUCCUUGACGAAGACCAUCAUGGUCUGAAGGAUGUCAAGGACCGCAUUCUGGAGUUUAUUGCAGUUGGAAAGCUGCGAGGAACUGUUGAAGGCAAGAUCCUGUGCAUGGUCGGCCCGCCCGGUGUUGGAAAGACAAGUAUCGGCAAGUCCAUUGCUCGAGCUUUGAACAGACAGUACUACCGCUUCAGUGUCGGUGGUCUGACUGAUGUUGCUGAGAUCAAGGGUCAUCGAAGAACAUACGUUGGUGCGCUACCAGGUCGAAUCAUCCAGGCUCUGAAGAAGUGCCAAACCGAGAACCCUCUGAUAUUGAUUGACGAAGUUGACAAGAUUGGUCGGGGCCACCAAGGAGAUCCUUCUAGUGCUCUGCUGGAGCUGCUUGACCCCGAGCAGAACAAUUCUUUCCUGGAUCACUACAUGGACGUUCCAGUGGACCUUUCCAAGGUACUCUUCGUCUGCACAGCCAAUAUGACCGACACCAUUCCGCGGCCGCUCCUCGACAGGAUGGAGAUGAUUGAACUUUCUGGAUACGUUUCAGACGAGAAGAUGGCUAUCGCCGAGCGAUACUUAGCACCUCAGGCCAAAGAGAUCAGCGGGCUGAAAGACGUCGAUGUCAACCUCGACAAGGAAGCCAUCACCGAACUCAUCAACAAGUACUGCCGCGAAUCUGGUGUUCGAAAUCUCAAAAAGCAGAUCGAGAAGGUCUACCGCAAGUCAGCUUUGAAAAUCAUUCAAGAUCUUGGUGAAGACGUCUUGGGCGAGGAGCAAGCUUUGACUGAGGAGGGCAAAAAGGCUGCUGAAGAGGCUAAGAAGGAUGAGACCGAUGUCAAGGAGACACCGGAAAACAUUGAACAGGAGACGACGGAGGAACCACGUGUUGCGCUGAAGGUGCCAGACUCGGUACAUGUGACCAUCGGCAAAGAUAACUUAAAGGAUUAUGUCGGUCCACCAGUCUUCACCUCUGAUAGACUCUACGAUACCACGCCGCCUGGUGUUGCAAUGGGCCUGGCAUGGACUCAGAUGGGCGGUGCAGCGCUCUAUGUGGAAUCGAUAUUGGAAAACGCCCUGUCGUACAACUCUCGACCUGGCCUCGAACGGACCGGUAACCUGAAGGCUGUUAUGAAGGAAUCGACUCUGAUCGCUUACUCUUUCGCCAAGGGCCUGAUGGCCAAGCAAUAUCCAGGAAACAAGUUCUUCGAGAAGGCCAGGAUACACUUGCACUGUCCUGAGGGCGCCGUGCAGAAGGAUGGACCAAGCGCCGGUAUCACCAUGGCGACAUCACUGCUCUCUCUGUCGCUUGACAAGCCUUUGGACCCAACCAUCGCAAUGACCGGUGAGCUGACAGUGACUGGCAAGGUCCUCAGGAUAGGCGGUCUUCGAGAGAAAACCGUAGCUGCGCGAAGAGCCGGCGCUCGGAUGAUUAUUUUCCCAAGUGAUAAUCUGAGCGACUGGCUUGAGUUGCCUGAGAAUAUCAAAGAAGGCAUCGAAGGCAAGCCAGUUGACUGGUACUCCGACGUCUUCAAGCUCGUCUUCAGCGACGUCGAGGAAGCCCAGGCCAAUGGUCUGUGGAAGAAGGAACUUGCCAAGCCGCCGAAAGAGGAGAGCGAGAAGGAGAACGAGGACGACUAG
Molecule: messenger RNA, 3315 nt
Organism: Zasmidium cellare ATCC 36951
Lineage: Eukaryota; Fungi; Ascomycota; Dothideomycetes; Mycosphaerellales; Mycosphaerellaceae
Exons: 2
Coding region: 1-3315 (1104 amino acids)
Biological process (GO): protein catabolic process; mitochondrion organization; chaperone-mediated protein complex assembly
Cellular component (GO): mitochondrial matrix
Molecular function (GO): ATP-dependent peptidase activity; ATP binding; single-stranded DNA binding
Source: RefSeq, a predicted model, not a curated record